Molecule: messenger RNA, 2050 nt
Organism: Schizosaccharomyces japonicus yFS275
Lineage: Eukaryota; Fungi; Ascomycota; Schizosaccharomycetes; Schizosaccharomycetales; Schizosaccharomycetaceae
Product: beta-glucosidase Adg3
Exons: 1
Coding region: 278-1939 (553 amino acids)
Source: RefSeq, a predicted model, not a curated record
GUUGUAUCACUGUUUACCGUUCGCCUGGAUACCGCUUUUUUGAGUCGUGUACACGCUUAGGACAGUAUUCUUUUGGUUCUUUCCUUUUUAGCAGCAUUGGUCGUUCUUUUAUUCCCUGUUUGCUAAACCUUCCUCUCUUUUUCAAUUCUUACUUCAUACUGUCUUCUUAGCUGUCCAGCCUCAUUAAGCACAAGCGUUACAUAGAGAAUCUGUGUAACUUGCAUUUCCCAACCACUUACACUCGCUUUAUAUCUUGUUUUGUCUAUAGACUCUCAAUAUGGUCCCUAAGUCACUUGCAUUUAUCGUUUAUGCCCUCUUGACGGGCUCUGCUCUUGCUCGUCACACUCGCCGUUCUCACUCGCAUCCUCACCGUUCAUCCGUGAAAGCCCGUGGCUCGACGCAAUGUGCUUUCCCCUAUGCCGACAAGAUGGUCGCCGUUACUCCGCAGUACGAGAACGCUGGGUGGGCCAUGUCCCCCGAUCAGCCUUGUUUGCCCGGAAACUACUGUCCCUACGCUUGUGAGCCUGGUUAUUUGAUGGGCCAAUGGGAUCCCGAGGCCACUACUUACUCCUACCCCGAGUCCAUGUACGGUGGUCUCUACUGUAACUCGGACGGUACUAUGGAGAAGCCAUACCCCAAGAAGGAUUACUGUUACCCUGGUGUUGGUAACGUGUAUGCUGUCGACAGAACUGGCAAGGGUGUUUCCUUCUGCCAAACUGUUUUGCCUGGUAACGAAGCCAUGCUUAUUCCCACUUGGGUGAGUGCGAACUCCAAGCAAGUCUUGGCUGUUCCCGACACCUCGUACUGGGCCGGUACUGCCGCCCAUUACUACAUCAAUGCUCCUGGUGUUAGCACCGACGAUGGCUGCGUUUGGGGUACGACCGACAACCCUUACGGUAACUGGUCCCCCUACGUUGCUGGUGCGAACAUGGACGCUAACGGCAUUACGUACGUUAAGCUUGGUUCGAACCCUAUUUAUGUUGAUGACCCUAACUGGGUCGAUAUCGCUCCCACUUUUGGUCUUCGUCUUGAGUGUGAGGGUGACGGUUGCUCGGGUCUCCCCUGCUACGUUGACCCCCGUCAAGGCGGUGUCCAGGGCUGCCCUCCUGGCAGUCCUACGGGUGCUGGAGGUGCUUGUUUCUGUGUUAUUGGUUUCCCCAAGGGUACCAGCGCUCGUAUCAUCAUUGAGGAGUAUGGUACCAACGGUACCGUUACUAGCUCCAGCUCUGUUGCUGUGAGCAGCUCUGCUCGUGCUUCCUCCGCUGCUGCCACCUCUUCUGUUGUGCGUGCCUCUUCGUCUGCUACUCCCACCACCUUUGCAACUGUGGUGAAGUCUAGCUCCGUUGCACAAAGCAGUGCCGCUGCUGCUUCCAGCGCUGCUCCCGUCUCGAGCGUCGUUGCUUCCAGUGCCCCUGCCGCUGUUUCUAGCGCCGCUCCCGCCUCCAGCACUCCUGUUGCCGCCUCGAGCGCUGCCCCUGUCUCCAGCACUCCUGCCGUUGUUUCUAGUGUCGCCCCUGCUUCCAGCGAGACUCCUGUUGUCUCUAGCGCGGCUCCUGCAUCCAGUGCCCCCGCUGCUGUCUCGAGCGACGCUCCCGUUUCUAGUGCUGCCCCUGCCACUACUCAGGAUGCUGCUACUACUACUCCUGUUGCGGCUUCCAGUGCCGCUCCUUCUACCCAAGCAGCCCCUGAGAGCACACCUGCUGCUUCUGUUGCUUCUAGUGCCCCCGCCGCCGCUAGCAGCCCGGUCGCUGCCUCUAGCGAACCCGCUGCUGCUGCUGCUUCCAGCACUCCUGCCGCUACCUCUGAGGUACUUCCUACCACGAGCGCUGCUGCUGUUUCCUCCCAGGAUGGUUCCGACGAGGAGGUCGUCUACGUGUACUCUACCGCUGAUGCCACCACUCAAGUCGUUACCGUCCUCACCGAGGCCACUGCUGCAUAAGUUUGUCGCGUUCUUUUAGAGCGCAGGCGCUUUCACGUUCGUUUAUUGUUUGUAUUUCUUUUUCUUAAUGAAUGGUUAGUUGGAAUAGAACGAAGUGUUGUAUUAAUUUUA